Messenger RNA from Ilyonectria robusta, 2085 nucleotides. RefSeq lists its product as uncharacterized. The record is from RefSeq and is a predicted model, not a curated record. Gene Ontology annotation, molecular function: ATP binding; protein kinase activity. The coding region runs from base 245 to 1990 and encodes 581 amino acids. Gene Ontology annotation, biological process: protein phosphorylation. The transcript is spliced from 2 exons. NCBI's taxonomy places the organism in Eukaryota, Fungi, Ascomycota, Sordariomycetes, Hypocreales, Nectriaceae.
CGCAAUAGCCGCCGAAGUCGACUCAGCCGCACAAGGCUGUGAGGGACAAACGUCUAUGGUCAACGGAUUCUCCACUAGUGGGAUUGCGGCGUGUAAGGCGAACGAUGCCUGGCUAGGGUUCCCUCCCAAGUCUGCCUCGCUCGUUCAUGAUCGCAGCCCAAGUUCAUAAACCUCCCCUCAUCACCACCGCCCAAAAUUCCGUAUCGUUUCCUGACGUUAAUAGUCGCAGCGACUGCUUCAGAAAAUGGAACUUGGCACUGUCGUAUCAGCAGUUGAUAUCUGCCACAGGUGCAUACUAUUCAUAAUUGAGCACUGUGAAAAUUACAAGGCCGCCAAUGAUGAGGUGGCGGAGCGCAUCGCCAUUGUGGAAGUCAGUUGGACUCGGACGCGGAUGCAGACAGACUUCCUCCAGCCACUAGGUCCAAUCAUUGACGCCGAGCAUCACCGCGUCCUGGACAAUGUCCUCGGCAUCCUAGCAGCCAAGCUCUCGUCCGCAGUUAGCAGCCUCAAGUCUGUUCUCGCAAAGAAGAAUAAGAACGGUAGCGAGGCGAGGGAAGGCUUCCUCGGAUUCUCGAAAGGGGUUCGGAAAGCCAAGUAUGCCUGGGUCAAGGAUGCACUUGACGACGUUAUUCGAGACCUGGAGGAGUGGCAGAGGCGCUUCGAUCCCUCAUGGUUCCUCAUCAUGCGGAUGGCGAAUCCCGUCAUCGACAGCCAGCUCCAUGUGGCUAUGGGGCGACCUCCAUCAACACCACAGCAUCUUGCCGUUGGAUCAGAGCAAUCGUCGCAACCAACACCUCCCCGACCCCCUCCGUCGCCGUUCGGGCCCAGACGACAAAGGUCAGACCAGCAACUCCAUCAACCCCGUCCGAAUGCCAUCCUCGCCACCGGACUACAGCAAACCUCUUCUCCAUUAUCAUUGGCCGAUGGACUCAGGACGGCCCUCCGUCCCAAUGGCGCUCGCCACUCGAUCUUCCUCCCUCCCGUGGCUUUCGAUUUCACGCCCAUACCGUACUCAAAGGCCAAGGCGGCCCGCCGCGGCGGCUCCAACGAUCGCUGGUUCAUCGUCGACUCAUUGGCCUGCAGACCAGGAAUGGCUGACACCAUGACAAACGAUGUCCGCGACUUGGCUCAGAAGCUCUCCUGUGCUGAUCCGCUGACAUUCGGCCUCCUCAACUGCAAGGGCGCCAUGAGAAUCACUGACCCUCGCCAACCUUCGCGCAUCUUCUCCUUUGACCUUUUCUUCCGCAUCCCAGACGGCUUAGAGAUACCCCAAAGCUUGCGCCAGGUCUUCCUCCUCUACCCUGGAGGCAGCGACUCUGCUCUCUCCAUCACUCGUCGUGUACGCAUCGCGCAGCAGCUAGCCAAGUCGAUCAGUUACGUCCAUACCUUUAAUUUCGUCCACAAGAGCAUCAGCCCAGAGUCUAUUCUCCUCCUAGAAGACCUCGAAUCCUCCCACAGUGCUACUUUCCUGGUUGGCUUCGAUCGCUUUCGCUCCGCCGAUGGUGCCACGAUCCGUCAGGGUGACAGCGCCUGGUACCAGAACAUCUACCGCCACCCCAGCCGUCAAGGGGAGAGUCCCGAAGACACAUACCGCAUGCAGCACGACAUCUACAGCCUCGGCGUCUGUCUGCUUGAAAUUGGUCUCUGGCAGUCGUUUGUGGAGUAUCCUGCCGACACACCGAGUCCUGGUGGGCCCAUCCGUGAAUUCGCAAGCCAUUUGAUGCCCCGUGGCGGUAGAAGCAUUUCUCCCGCGGUGAUGGGCUUCCAGGCCAAGCAAUACUUGGAAGAUUUGGCAAAGGAGAAGCUCCCGCAGGCCAUGGGCGAGAGAUACACUCGGGUCGUGCAGUCAUGCCUGACCUGCCUAGACGAGGACAACGAGGAUUUUGGUGGUGACGCGGCACAGCAGGCAGCAGCCGACCCGGACGGCAUCCACCUCGGCGUGUGCUUCUACGAGAAGAUUCUUGAGCGACUGAAUGAGAUAGUGAUUUGAUCACGGCGAUGAUGAUGAAGGAAUGGUGUACGCCUGCUUGGCGAACUGCUAUAAUGUAUCAGGACCGUUAUUUGAAUCAUAAGGUACCCAUGAGG